AAGAAUCCAGCUUCCGGGAAUAAAGUGUUUGUUUAUAAUGAGAAAAAGGGCACAGAGGGCCCAGGAGACUCACAUCUUCAGUGGCAGCUAAAUCUCCUUACACACAUAGAAAACGUGCAGAAUGAAGUCACCAGCAGGAUGGACCUCAUAGAAAAGGAAGUAGAUGUUCUGGAGAGCUGGCUUGAUUUCACAGGGGAAUUGGAGCCACCAGAUCCCCUUGCAAGACUGCCCCAACUUAAACGCCACAUAAAACAACUCUUACUUGACGUGGGCAAAGUACAACAAAUUGCAACUCUUUGCUCUGUAUAACAAUGGUAGACACUCAGUGACAACAAUGGGUCUUUCUUCAGUUGAGACCUUCUUAUUGCUGAGUGGAUAGUCAAAAAGCAUAGUAAUGUUUGGUCAUUUACUGAUUUGUGACAUCAGUAGUAUGGCAUCUUGGAAGGAAGAUGAAGACCAACUCUAUCAAGGAAGCUAAUAUUAAAAAUGAGUGAGCAAGCUGCAAGUGAUAAUGCUGUCUAUGCCAAGAAUCAGUGCGUAGACUACAAACUGUACUGAAGGAAUGGAAUUGGCAGGGUUCUCAGAGUUGCUUUCAUGAAGCUCAAGAUGCCUAUAGACAGAAACACGGUGUGCUUAUAUAGAUUUCUAGAAGAGACGCCCAUGUUUAUAAACCAGCAUUUGGCCAAAAUCACACUAUAAGGAAACUCGAGUUCUGGAGAGUUGCUCAGAUUUGCUCUGAGAAUUGCCUCCUCAGCAGCUGGAUACAGCUGCAAAGAGACUUAGCUUAUUUAAACUUCUGCGGGAUCAUGAGCUGGUUCUUGGGUGAUGAAUGUAUUUAAUCAGAAAACUGACAAUGGAAAUCUCACUUUGGGGGAAACAAUUGUGGAAUUCUAACUUCAUUAUGAAUGUAUUUUUAAGAAACCCACCAAAUAAUUGGAAUCUACUGCGAGCAUUGUGCUCCUUAAAACAAAGUGGCUUGCCGAAGGGCCCAGUGUGCCAAAUGUUGACACUGCUGGAAAGAGGAUUUGAAUAUCACAGGAGUCCUUCCGCCUGCCGUAUGUACGCAACGCCAUUAGCCCACCCAGUCCUGUACACCACGUGCAGUGUGUGCCCCGUGUAGGUGAGUGGCAGCGUCCAGCCUUCAGCAUACAGUUUGAUCCUGGAUACACUUGGUGUGUUUGCCUUUUGAAAAAAAUAAAAUAAAAACUGUAAACCUCA
Messenger RNA from Cricetulus griseus (Chinese hamster), 1218 nucleotides. The record is from RefSeq and is a predicted model, not a curated record. NCBI's taxonomy places the organism in Eukaryota, Metazoa, Chordata, Mammalia, Rodentia, Cricetidae.